Molecule: messenger RNA, 759 nt
Organism: Naegleria fowleri
Lineage: Eukaryota; Heterolobosea; Eutetramitea; Acrasida; Naegleriidae
Exons: 2
Coding region: 1-759 (252 amino acids)
Source: RefSeq, a predicted model, not a curated record
AUGAGUUUCAACAAAUUUGUCAUCAUUUCGUAUGAUGGAGGCAUUAAGGAAGUCUUUUGUUUGCAAGUGACCAAUCGUGACAAUGUGGAUUAUAAAACGGAACAACAACGAAAGGAAAUCGCUGCAUCUGUCACUAAAGAUUACGCAAAUUGUGCAGCUGGAGUGAAAGCAGGAAUCGAUUUGGGUCCUGGACCAUUCGCAACAGGAAAUGUUAAUACAGAAGUAGUGAAACAAAUGGAGAAAUUCAAAACAGGAUGGGUCAAUCCUUGUGGUUUUGGUAAAGUGGAUCCUGUGGAAUUCAUUUUGGAAAAGAAUGACCUCACAGCUUCCGAAUGGAGACUCAAUAUUAUGAAUUUCAAACCAUGCUCGAAUUCUGCCAAGUGUCAUCCUCGUAAUGAUCAAUUCGUUCCACCCAAGUAUGUCUACCACAAGACCGUUGAAGGUAAAAAAGAUCCUGAACGAACGGUGAAUAUUGUGGGCACGAAGAAAUCAAGACCUGUCUAUUCUCAAGUCAAUAAGGGUAAAAAAUCAAGAGCCAAACAGGAUGAACCAGAUCCAUCGUCAUCAGCUCCAUUGACACCACCUCCUUCACCAAAAAAGACGAACCCAUCGACACCACCUUCCUCUCCAGGACCUCAAUUAGUGACACCAUCUCCGAUUAAGGUGCUCCCAGCGAAUAAGGUCGGAGGAAUGAGAGUUUCUUCUCCAAAGAAGACCAAAGUGGGAGGAACACAUUCAUCCCCUUCAAAGAGGCAAUAA